Molecule: messenger RNA, 1176 nt
Organism: Conger conger (European conger)
Lineage: Eukaryota; Metazoa; Chordata; Actinopteri; Anguilliformes; Congridae
Product: NALCN channel auxiliary factor 1-like
Exons: 3
Coding region: 1-1176 (391 amino acids)
Biological process (GO): calcium ion import across plasma membrane
Cellular component (GO): plasma membrane
Molecular function (GO): stretch-activated, monoatomic cation-selective, calcium channel activity
Source: RefSeq, a predicted model, not a curated record
AUGACCAGGGGCGCUUGGAUGUGUCGGCAGCAAGAUGACGGCUUAAAAAUCUGGUUUGCACCCCGGGAGAACGAAAAACCAUUUACUGAUCCAGAAAGGGCCCAGAAAUGGCGACUGUCCUUAGCAUCCCUAUUGUUUUUAACCGUUCUGCUAUCUAAUCACUUGUGGUUAUGCGCCGAGGCUAAACUGACACGGACUCGAGAGAAGCGCCAGGACAAGUUAGCAUUCACGGACAUGGGCGAUUACCAAACCGUUAACCACAUACUUUCACCCAACCAUCAUUCACCACACAGCAACCUCACGAAAAAGGGAAAUGCUAUUUUUAUAGGGAAUUCUACCAAACGUUUGUGGCGCCUAGAAACUUGUCAUCCCGAUAGUUUAUCUAAAAACUGCUAUACUUUUGACGACGCCGAACCUGUGUGCAGGGGCCUUUCCGAGACGCAGGGGACGCAGUCGGUGGAUUUGAAUUUAAGCGAUUUUUAUCUUUCUUUUUGUAAUUCCUAUUCUCUUUUGGAUUUGUUUUACGGGUUGUCGAAUCCGGACAGUUUGAACUGUAGCCUUGACAUGAUUAUGGAUGGCAAUCUAGAAGGCUGCAGUCAGUGCGUCCAGGCGUACCAACGCUAUGACCAGCACGCUCAGGAGAAAUAUGAAGAGUUUGAGGUUAUGAUUCAGAAAUAUGAAACGGAUGUAUAUUCGGUGAGGACAUGCAUGGAAGAGUGUAAGGUCGCGUACAAACCUUGGCUGUGCUCUCAGUACUUCCAGGUGACGCAGAUGCAUUGCAGCAACAAGAUCUCGUGCAAGCAAUACUGCCUGGAGGUCCAGCAGAGAUGCCCGUUUAUACUGCCGGACAACGACGACCUCAUUCACGGAGGAAGUCCCAGUUUUAUAUGUACAGGGCUUUUACAAAAACAGUCGACCAACACGGAGACAGAGUGCUGUGACGUCCGAUGGGACUUUAAACCGGACAGCCAAUCCAAAGGGACUUUUAAGAGGACUCACCCCUCUUGUCACCACCGGACGUCAGUCACGACUUCCGCGGCAGCCAGACUGUGCAACAGCAGGCUCAAGCUCUGCGUCCUGGUCCUGGUCCUCAUACUGACCGCAGCACAGAACUCCACAGCUCUCGCCAUUGGCUCAUUCUCCGGGGUGGAGGAGAGCUCCACCAAUGAGGAGUGA